Molecule: messenger RNA, 1078 nt
Organism: Carassius carassius (crucian carp)
Lineage: Eukaryota; Metazoa; Chordata; Actinopteri; Cypriniformes; Cyprinidae
Product: C-type lectin domain family 12 member B-like
Exons: 5
Coding region: 163-918 (251 amino acids)
Source: RefSeq, a predicted model, not a curated record
AAAAAAAAAGGAUCACAAAAGCCACACACAUAACAAGAUCAUAUGCCUCACAUCUUAUACCCUUAAAAGUGUAUAGUGCUAUAUGAUCUCAACUUAUCCAUAAAAAGCAGAACUGAAGAGCAGUGCAGUCUAAACAAACUACUACAUUAAUACAGGGUUAUAAUGUUUGAAAGUGAGAGAUCAGAUUCACCUGACGCUAUUUAUAUCAAUGUGGAUUCUGCAAGACGUCUUGAUCUGAGAAUCACAGAGAAACAGCAGCCACUUCAACACACAGAAAAUGUCUCAGUGAAGAACAGAAAGCACAGAGCAGCCGGAGUGUGUUUGUGUCUGGUGUGUUUUCUUCUGCUGACUGCUGUAAUAGUGCUGUGUGUGUGUUACACCUCUGAGAGAAAGCAGUUGCUAACUCAGAUCAGUAACCUGACUGAAGAAAGAGUGCAGAUAAUGGAACGCAACAAAAACCUGACUGAAGAAAGAGUGCAGAUAAUGGAAUGCAACAAUAACCUGACUGAAGAAAGCAAGCAGUUAAUGAAUGACAAGAACCGACUGGAUAGUUGGCUUUAUAAACAAGAUCAGCAAGGGGAACCCUUGAAAUGGAUUUACUACAACUUCAGUUUUUAUUAUAUUUCAUCUGAGAAGAAAAGCUGGAGUGACAGCAGGAGAGACUGUCAACAGAGAGGAGCAGAUCUGGUGAUCAUAAAAGAAGCCAGUGAAAAAAAGUUUUUGCUGAAAGUUGUUGAGAAAAAUUAUUUUUGGAUUGGUCUGAUAAACACAGAGAGUGGGUGGAUUUGGAUUGAUGACACCAAAACGCCAACUGGGUCUGGGACCGCCAACUGUGCUGCAUUUAGAGUAUCAGAUAAUUAUAGAUUUCAUUGUGAUACUACACACCGAUGGAUCUGUGAGAGACCUUUGAAGAAUUAAUAAAUUACUCAUUGUGAAACAAAUGUGUAAAUAUUGUAAACUAAAUGCAUAAAGGAUUUUAAACAGCUGCACUUAUGCUUAGUAUUUGUUAGUCAUGAAAAUUGUGCUUAAGUAACUUCUCUUUUCACGUUUUACCAUCAAUUUCAACUUAGCAAUUUGG